GGCGGUCUGGGAGGACGCUACUUCAAUGAAAAGUGAGGGGGCAGUGGGCGGAACGAACGUGGCGACGACGGAGGCUGGACGUCGGGUCGGCGGGGACGCGCGUGCGCGCCCCCGCCGGAGUUGCCAAAACAAAGGGGAUUUGAUGAUGGAGGCUUUGUUGGAAGGAAUACAAAAUCGGGGACAUGAAGGGGGAUUUUUGACAUCCUGUGAAGCAGAACUACAAGAGCUCAUGAAACAGAUUGACAUAAUGGUGGCUCAUAAAAAAUCUGAAUGGGAAGGGUAGACACAUGCUCUCGAAACUUGCCUGGACAUCCGUGAACAAGAACUUAAGGCCCUUAGGGGUCAGUUGGAUAUGAAACACAAAGAGGUUGUAAUGUUGCAUCAACAGGUAGACGAACAUGAAAAAGUCAAACAAGAGAUGGCCAUGGACUAUAAGCAGGAGUUAAAGAAACUACAUGAAGAAUUAGGCAGACUGAAGAGAAGCUAUGAAAAACUACAGAAAAAGCAUAUAAGGGACUUCAGAGGAAAUGCCAAAAAUCACAGGGAAGAUCGGUCUGAAAUUGAGAGGUUAACUGGAAAAAUAGAGGAAUUUCGUCAGAAAUCACUGGACUGGGAGAAGCAACGCUUGAUUUAUCAGCAACAGGUGUCUUCUCUGGAGGCACAGAGGAAGGCUUUGGCUGAACAAUCAGAGAUAAUUCAGGCUCAGCUUGUCAAUCGGAAACAGAAAUUAGAGUCUGUGGAGCUGUCCAGCCAGUCGGAAAUUCAGCACCUGAGCAGUAAGCUGGAGCGGGCCAAUGACACUAUCUGUGCCAAUGAAUUGGAAAUAGAGCGCCUCACCAUGAGGGUCAAUGACUUGGUUGGAACCAAUAUGUCUGUUAUGCAAGAGCAGCGGCAAAAAGAAGAAAAAUUGAGGGAAUCUGAAAAACUAUUAGAGGUUUGUUUUAAAAUUACUACAGUUGGGGAAAUAUGUGUAUGCAUGUUUUUAAGAGAAACUAAUUAUUUCAGAGAAAAUUUCAUGCAUGAGGAAAGAAUGCAAAAGGAGAAGCUACAAGCAAAGUUAAAGCCAACUGACACUCAACACACAAUAGAGGCCCUAAGGUCACUGGAGGAGUCACAGGCAGGAAGGAGGUACACCUCGCAAGAGCAGGAGGACUUAGGCAACAUGCUAUCCCAGCUGGAUUUCACCCACAGUAGUGAAGAACUUCUGCAGGCAGAGGUGACUCGUUUGGAAGGCAGCUUGGAGUCUGUGAGUGCAACAUGUAAACAACUGAGCCAAGAACUAAUGGAAAAAUAUGAAGAAUUGAAGAAGAUGGAAGUACAUAACAAUGAGUACAGGGCAGAGAUUAAGAAGUUGAAAGAACAGAUUUUACAGGCUGAACAAAGUUACAGUUCUGCAUUAGAAGGAAUGAAGAUGGAAAUCUCACAGCUAACUCGGGAGUUACACCAGCGAGACAUCACUAUUGCUUCCACCAAAAGCUCGUCCUCUGACAUGGAAAAGCGACUCAAGGCAGAGAUACAAAAGGCAGAAGAAAAAGCCGUAGAACAUAAGGAGAUUUUGGAUCAGAUGGAGUCACUCAAGUUAGAAAAUCGUCAUCUCUCUGAAAUGGUGAUGAAAUUGGAAUUGGGUUUACACGAGGCAAAAGAGAUUUCACUAGCAGACCUCCAGGAGAAUUAUAUUGAGGCAUUAAAUAAAUUAGUGUCUGAAAAUCAACAACUACAGAAAGAUUUGAUGGAUACUAAAUCUAAGCUGGAAAUUUCUACUCAGAUGUGCAAAAAAAACCAUGACAGGCUCUUUAAACCGAUACACGGCAGAGCACCUGAGUUCAAGAAUACAGAAUUCAAGCCAACCCAUGGCCCGUACAGACAUGAUGGAAUAAAGACUGAGCACUACAAAACAGGUCUUCAUUCUCUGAGACGACAAGCGUUGGAUAGUAUAGAGCCCAUGUCCAGGGUCCUCAGCCCCCUGAGUUCUCAGAUCACCCCUUGCAGUUCCGUCUCUCUGCCUUCUAACUUUCUGUGCAAAACUAACUCUUUGCCUUCAGUGCUAGAUAUAAAUGAAGCCAAUUCUUCGGACACUGUCUCUGAGAGUAUAAAUGAUCAAGAAGAGUUUAUGUCUUCGUGUCCCUUGCCGGUAUCUCCUCUUGGUUCCAUAGCUACCAGAUUUUUGGAAGAGGAGGAGCUGAGGUCGCAUCAUAUUCUAGAGCGCCUGGAUGCCCAUAUUGAAGAACUCAAAAGAGAGAGUGAAAAGACAGUGAAACAAUUCACGACCCUAAAGUAGCCUCUUGAAAAAAAAAAUCACAAACUUGGAAAUGAAAAUAGACCCUGAAGCGUUCCUGUCACCUGGAAGUGGUGGCUCUUUAGAACACGAAGAUGCAAAAAAUGCCAAGAUGAGACAUCCUAACACUGUUGUGAAGAAAUCUGAAAAACGGAUACUUCUCUAAGGCAGUUUCACUGCACUGGUUUGUUUGAAGAACUUUUUCCAGCAAUAACUUGUAAGAAUAAACCACUUUGCUAGCCUUUUUUUUCCCUUACAUUAAUAUUUAUUAUAAAGUGAUAUUUUCUCUUGACUUAAAUGUGAAUAGCUAGAGACUAAUUAAAAUAAAGAUUUUAUGAUACAA
Leptonychotes weddellii (Weddell seal) is the source of this 2618-nucleotide messenger RNA. The record is from RefSeq and is a predicted model, not a curated record. Lineage: Eukaryota; Metazoa; Chordata; Mammalia; Carnivora; Phocidae.